GUUUCAGUGUGAGCGAUGCUACGUGCGCUAUGUGAAUCAACUGCUGACUUUGCCGCGUCCAAAGAUGUGUGUCGGCAGACGGACCCUCUCGGGCGUUUGAGCGACUCGCUUUUGUCGACAGAGCACGCCACCAGGGUCGCGCAUGAAGGCAAAAAAAUGGUGGCGAUAUGGAGGAGGACAUGGACGGAGGAGGAGGAUAAUCGGAACAUCUUCCCUCCUCUGAAAGGCCCUCUGAAAGGCCCUCUGAGGAAAGCAUUUGCUUCUUCACCCAGCGAGGUUUCACUUAAAGUUCCCAAAAAGCCACCGAGUCUAGAAUGCUACGAUCCUGUUCAAGUCACCCUAUUAGAGGAGCAGUGCAUUGUGGUCAAUGAAGAGGACAGAGUUUUGGGUGCAGCUAGCAAAAAGAACUGUCACCUCCUCGAAAACAUCAACAAAGGUCUCCUCCACAGGGCCUUCAGUGUGUUCCUUUUCAAUACCAACGGAGAGUUGCUCCUUCAGCAGCGGUCAGAUGCCAAGAUUACCUUUCCAGGCCUCUUCACAAAUACCUGCUGCAGCCAUCCCCUGUAUGUUCCCGAAGAACUCGAGGAAUCCCAUGCCUUAGGUGUCAAGGUUGCCGCACAAAGGAGGAUGUACACCGAAUUGGGCAUCGAGCCAGCACAGAUUUCCACGAAAGACAUCCACUAUCUUACCCGUAUCCUGUACAAAGCGCCGUCGGACUCUGACUGGGGGGAGAACGAGGUGGACUACAUUUUGUUGAUUCAGAAGGACGUUGAAGUCCAUCCAAAUGCCAAUGAAGUCAAGGCCAUCAAAUAUGUCUCCAAGGACAACAUUUUGCCGUUUAUAGCAUCCCUCGAGUCUCAAGGUGAAGUAAUAACACCAUGGUUCAAGCUAGUUAUCGAGAACUUCCUCUUCAAUUGGUGGGACAAUCUUCACGACUUGAAGAAGUUCGAGGACCAUCACCAGGUUCAUUUCCUGACACCGAAUAAGUGACGCCCUGCUUCCACGUAAAAUGAAAGCAGUACUUUUUGUUGUCUGUUGUGCAAACGGGUGUAUAGUAAUAUGUAACGAUUAGCUGAACCUAUAUUUGCCAGUAUAACAAUUGCGUGAAGUGAUUGUGAAAUGUAAUGACAAAUGACAUGCUGCACACAUUGUCCUGUGUGUAAGUGUGAUCUACAAAGGAGAUGACUCCACUAGAUUAUUCUAGGAACUGACAGUUCAUUGAUUGCUCAUUGACUUGUGUCACAGGUUACACCAGAACCAACAGACUUCAGUCUGUUCCUUUGGUUCUCGUACUUGUGUGACCUCUUACAUGCAAUUACUUGCAGUGUUUCGCGCCUAUUACAAAUAGUAGUCUGGUCAAAGGGUAAACUUGCUGUAUGCUAAUAAUGAUCACACCAUCUGAAACAUGACAACUUAUAAUGUCAACAGCUACAAGAAAACUAUAUUUCAUGGAUGAUAAAGGGUGUAAAUGUAGUAGCGGGAAAAUGUAAUGUCAAAAGUAUGUUUUUAUAAUGUUUAUAAUAAAUACCAUUCUCAUCAUUGUU
Molecule: messenger RNA, 1544 nt
Organism: Ornithodoros turicata
Lineage: Eukaryota; Metazoa; Arthropoda; Arachnida; Ixodida; Argasidae
Gene: Idi
Product: isopentenyl-diphosphate Delta-isomerase 1-like
Exons: 7
Coding region: 16-990 (324 amino acids)
Biological process (GO): isoprenoid biosynthetic process; isopentenyl diphosphate biosynthetic process
Cellular component (GO): cytoplasm
Molecular function (GO): isopentenyl-diphosphate delta-isomerase activity
Source: RefSeq, a predicted model, not a curated record